UUUGUGUCAAACACAGCUUGGAAGAGAUUGGUGAGUUGAACUUCCUGAAUCGAAUAGGAUCCCUAGAUUAAACCGAAAAAGACGUCAAAGUGAUCGAUCGUUGGUCAGCUGAGAUUUUACUUUUUUAAUUUUUCGGGUAAAAUAACAAUAACGGAGUAAAAUCGCGAAGAAAAAGCCUGUGUGCGUCUAAAAUCCUGUUUAGUUAUUGUAAUUGUAACAUCGCUUAUAAUUUCCUUCUAAUUGAAGAAGUUUUUAUUUGAAGUUUGUUUUUUUUUAUUUGUUGGCAAAGCAAAAAAUUUCAGUUUAGGUAUCAAUAGAUGUGUUCAGGGGCUGAACAGUAGGUAUUUAACAAAAUGGAGGAUGAAGAAUUUAAAAAGUUGCCCAUCGAAGAAAAAUGUGUUCAUAAAUUGUGGAAAACUAGGGUAAAUGGAUAUGAAGAAGUGACUAAGUUGUUCAGGCAUCUGGACGAUGAAAAGUCCCCCGAGUAUUCCAAAUAUUUGGGUUUAGUGAAGAAAUUUGUAACAGACAGUAAUGCUUUAGCACAAGAGAAAGGUCUUGAGGCGACUUUAGCUUAUGUAGAAAACUAUGGGUUUGCUGGUAAAACUGUUUCGGAAGUAAUGUCUGGCAUAGUCAUGAAAUGCAUAGCUGCGCCGAAACUCAAGACCAGAGACUUAGCAUUGCAAAUCAUCCUUAUGUAUAUUGAGAUAGAAAAACAAGAAGCUGUUCUGGAAGAGUUAUUAAAGGGCACAGAGCAAAAAAAUCCAAAAAUAACAGCAGCUUGCAUCCAAGCUUUGACCACGGCACUGCGCGAGUUUGGUAUAAAGAUUGUAAGCCCAAAACCAAUUUUGAAGAAAAUUGGAGUAUUGUUUUCUGAUCGUGAUAAAGCUGUUAGAGAUGAAGCACGUCUAAUGGUCAUUGAAUUGUAUAGGUGGAUAGGCCCUGGCUUAAGGGCUCAUCUGCAGAAUGCAAAUCUACAGGCAGUUCAGCUCACUGAACUAGAAACUGAGUUUUUAAAAAUUGAUGGAACUAAAUCUUGCCCUUUGAGGUAUGUUCGUUCUCAGCAGCAAAAACAGAGCAAACUAAUGGCCGAUGCUGAAGAAGUUGAUGGCGCCGACGACGAAGAUAAUGAAGAGGAUGCGCCUAAAGAGAUCGAUCCGUACGACCUUGCCGACCCUGUCAAUAUUCUCUCCAAAUUGCCAAAAGAUUUUUAUGAAAAAAUUGAAGCAAAAAAAUGGCAAGAAAGGAAAGACGUACUCGAGAUCGUCGAAAACUUGCUCAAAUCGCCGAAACUGGAAAAUGGCGAUUAUGGCGACUUGGUUAGGGCCCUCAAAAAAGUGGUCCAAAAAGAUUCCAACGUUAUAUGCGUGGCGAUGGCCGCGAGAUGUAUUGCGGGCUUAGCUGCCGGUUUAAAAAGACAGUUCCAGAUUUAUUCCGUAUCGCUAGUUUCCACCCUACUGGAAAAAUUUAAGGAAAAGAAGCAAAACGUGUUGACUGCACUCAGAGAUGCCAUUGACGGCGUGUAUCUUACAACAAACAUCGAAGCCAUUCUGGAGGACGUUCUUGAAGCGCUUAACAACAAGAAUCCCUCUGUUAAGUCAGAAACGUCCCUGUUUUUGGCUAGGGCUUUUACCAAAACAUUGCCCAGGGCUAUCACUAAAAAACAUCUAAAAGCCGUCGUUGGAGUUUUGGUGAAAAAUCUAAAUGAACCGGAUCCAACUGUGAGGGAAUCGACUGCUGAAACCCUUGGCACGUUAAUGAAACUUGUUGGUGAAAAAGCGAUUGGCCCGUUCUUGGUAGAAAUCGAAAAGGACACCCUAAAGAUGAACAAAGUGAGAGAGUAUUAUGAAAAGGCGGUGAUCUCUGUCAAGGUUGCUGCAACGAAAAAAGCCCCCAUCAAAACUGACAAGGCAAAAGAAGGAGGAAUGGACAAGGCGGGUUUCAAGGCGCCUGCAGUACCGAAAAAGAAACCGUCGGUGACGAAUUUAACGGGAACCGCCACCAUCGUGAAGUGUAAGGGAGUGAAAGCUGCACCGAAGCCGGCUCUUAAGAUUGAAAAGGAACUCGACGAUGUGGAAGUGGAUAGUAUCGUGGAGGACCUUUUCCCUAGCGGCAUCGUUAGCGAACUCGUGGACUCAGUAUGGAAGACCAGACUGGUGGCAGCAGAGCAAAUAAUUUCAAAAUUACGAACUAUGGACGGAAAUUCUAUUCCGACGCAGGCUAUCGUUAAGACCGUAAUGAAGAAGCCAGGCUUAAAGGACACUAACUUCCAGGUACUCAAAGUGAAACUGGACAUUGUGAAGUACUUGGCUGAAAAUGGCAUAUUUUCCACAACGACAGUCGACUGUUGCGUUAACGACAUAUGUGAUAAAAUUGCGGACGUCAAAAAUGGACCCUACGUCGCUGAAACCUUAACCGCCAUGGCUGACGCAACCAAUUUGGGUCAUGUGUCCACUGCGGUACUGGAAACCGUUUUCUCCCAAAGAAGCCCGAAAUUGCAGCAGGAGGCGUUGAACUGGUUAUUGGUUGCCGUAAAGGAAUUCGGAAUAUCCAAUCUGAACGUGAAGCUGAUCAUCGAGAACUCUAAGAAGGCCUUGAGCUCGACGAAUCCGGGGGUACGUCAAUCUUCCAUAUCGUUCCUAGGAAUUCUGUAUCUUUACAUGGGCUCAAGUCUAUACGUAUUUUUUGAGAACGAGAAGCCAUCGCUGCGCGAUCAAAUAGUCGCCGAGUUUGACAAGUAUAAAGGUCAAAAUCCACCCGCUCCAACUAGAGGUGUUCCAAAAUCAGCAAGCUCGAACAGUCUCGAUGCUCUAGAAGAUGAGGCCGGUGAGGUGAACAUACAAGACUUGUUGCCCAGGGCGGACAUCAGCGGAAAAAUAACAGACUCCUUAAUAAACGAAUUGGGCGACAAAAAUUGGAAGGAGCGUAUUGAAGCUUUGAACAAAGUCAACUCUAUCAUUCAAGAGGCGAAAUUCAUCAAACCCAAUCUAGGUGAUUUACCACAAGCGCUGGCUGCCCGUUUAAGCGACAGCAACGUGAAGAUAGCUCAGACCACGUUGAAUAUUUGCCAGGAGAUCGUAAAGGCAGUUGGGCCAGAGUCCAAACAGUAUAUUCGCACCUUUUUUCCAGGAUUCUUGCAAUGUCUCUCCGAUAACAAAGCGUGGAUGCGCACGACGGCCUUAGAGACGAUCAAUGCCUAUAGCGAGAAGUGCGGUUACAAGGAGUUUUUCGACUGUGGAAUGAUCGGGGAUGCUUUUAAAACCGGUUCGCCGGUUUUGCGCGCGGAACUCUGGAACUGGUUGGCCGAGGUGUUGCCGAAAAUUCCCCCGAAGACGUUGCCCAAGGAGGAAAUCGUGAUAUGUGUUCCGCACCUCUUCAGCAAUUUGGAAGAUCGGAACGCGGACGUAAGGAAGAACGCGAACGAAGCUAUCCUAGGGAUAAUGAUUCACGCAAGAUGCGAGGAAAUGAUAAAGCAGGCGGAAAAACUGAAGCCUGGUUCGAAGGCUGUCGUUUUAGCGGCUCUAGACAAAGUCAGGCCUAACCUCCCAAUGAAGAAAAGCCAGCCCGUCGAAGAAAAACCUACCAAAAGCGCGUCACAACAAAGAAUUGUCAAACCUAAGGCUGGAUCCACGCAGACCAAGGCAUCGGCGCCUGUGUCAUCCCGUAAGAAGGAAGAGGAAGUUGAUACUUCGCCGCUUUUGGUCACAAACAAUCUCAAACAUCAGCGCACAAUUGACGAAUCCAAACUGAAGGUCCUGAGGUGGAACUUUACACAGCCACGGGAAGAGUUUGUCGAGCUUUUGAAAGAUCAGAUGCUGGCCGCUAACGUCAACAAGCAAUUGAUCGCCAAUAUGUUUCAUUCGGAUUUCCGGUUCCACAUUAAGGCAAUUGAAUCGUUGAUGGAGGACCUGCCCAACAAUAGUCAAGCUUUAAUUUCAAACUUGGAUCUGAUUCUGAAAUGGCUAACACUGAGAUUCUUCGACACAAAUCCUUCAGUGCUACUAAAGGGUCUAGAAUAUCUUCAUUCUGUGUUCAACACCCUCGUAGAGAAGCAGUACCACAUGCUGGAGAAUGAGGGUUCUUGCUUCAUACCUUACUUAGUGCUUAAGGUCGGCGAUCCGAAAGACGCAGUUAGAAAUGGCGUCCGCUCCCUACUGAAACAAAUCAGCGGCGUUUUUCCUCUGGGUCGACUAUCAGGGUACGUUAUGGAGGGUGUUAAGUCGAAGAAUGCGAGACAAAGAGCCGAAUGUUUGGAAAUUAUGGGUUCGAUGAUUGAAGAUUAUGGUAUCAGUGUCUGUAUGCCGUCGCCAUCGGCUGUACUAAAAGAAGUUGCCAAACAGAUAUCAGACAGAGAUAACUCAGUAAGGAAUGCAGCACUAAAUUGCGUCGUGCAAGCUUACAAUAUCGUCGGCGACAAGGUUUACAAAAUGGUGGGCAAUAUCUCCGAUAAAGAUAUGUCCCUGUUGGAAGAAAGGAUAAAAAGGUCGAGCCGACGAUCCAUCAUGCCGAAAGCGGCUCCAACUCUCAAUGUAACUAUUACCCAAGUAGCUCCUACCACCAGCAACGGUAUAAACGGAAAUGAAACAGUGACGAUCGAUGACGAUCAAGAUGUAGAUGAUGAAGAUACUCUUCCUGGAGUUAGAUUGCCGCCCGCCGUCGCUUCCGAACCUCCCAAGAAAGUGGUGCAUGGGCCGUUCCAGUUAGAUCCGGAAUUCAUGAAGGAGUUGGAUAAGAUAACUAUCAACUACGAAAGAAAACCUAUCAUGGAAAUAGACACAAAUUUCAUGAAUGAAGAUAUUAAGAUGCCAUCGUUUUAUGAUAACAAGGCUAAAAUAAUGCCUAUGACGCCUCCUAAACCUGUCCAGGCAAUGAGUUACGCGAUGCAGGGCGUUAAACAUGGCAUCAGCGUAGAGAUUUCGGAGACGCUUAAGCUCGUCGGUACUCCCAAUUUGGCAGUAGGAUGUCAAGGUUUCUUACAAUUACUGGAACUAAUGAAUAACCCGUCCAAAAGUCAAGUAUUGGCCGAUCACGAAAACGAUUUUGUCGAGGCGUUAGUAUCACAGUUGAAGCACUUGCGCACUUUGGACCCUGGCGGCGAUGAAACAGUGGCGAAGCUCUACCGGAGUUUGUUUAGGAGUAUCGAUAUGUUUUACCAGCAACCACGCUCAUCGAAACGGGUGACCGUACAGGCCGUUAAGGAUCUUAUGAACCAGCUGGUCAGCCUGUUGGUCGAACAAAAAUUGGAAAGUUGCGGCGACGUCUAUGUGCGAGUAUUAAAUCUCAAUUGCGUUAGGAUUAUCGAGAAUUCCGAUCAUACCGUGAUUAUAUGCGCAUUGGUUAAGUUAAUUAAGGAGUGCGUAGCCGAUGAAAACUGUUCGGAACGGCAAGUGGAACUCGUAAUGAAGUGUAUUUGGAAAGUGAUCAAACUGAUGCCCAAUUGGGGUCAUGAAUUCGACUAUGAAUUAGUUCUGGUAGAAGUUCACGAAUUUCUCGUAAAGUUUCCAUCCAAGUGGUGGAUUCGAAAACCGGCUGACACGCCUUUAAGAACAAUCAAGACCAUCAUACAUUUAAUGGUAAAAAUCAAAGGGCCAGCCGUGACCCAGCUGCUAAGUAAAAUUAGCAAUCUUGGAGAAUCAGAAAUUGAAGCUUACAUUUUAAAGCUGCUGAAAACCCUAAAAAUCGCUCAGGCUCAGGAAAUUCCUGUCCAGUCUCAGAGAAAAUCGCUCUCGCGGGCGAACCACAAUAUGCUCACUGAGAUAUUCCAAAAAAUCGGCAGUAAGGAGGAGACCAAGGAGGGUCUAAAUCUUUUGUACGAUUUUAUCCAGCAAUAUCCUGAAGCGGACAUAGAGCCGUUCCUGAGCAAGUCGAGCAAAUUUUUCCAGGACUACAUCAGGAAGGGGCUGAAGGAAAUUGAGGAUGCUAGAAAGAUUACCAACUUGGCACAUUGUGAUUUAUCGAACACCAACGUAUGCGAGGAAGAUUGUGAUCCGGGCAAAUUAUACGAGCACUACAGUGCUCGACUCAAAAAGUGGCAGCAAAUUUGGAAAGAUUUGAUGAGCGGUAAAAAGGUCGAUCACUCGGAAUGGCCCCUGCCACCGCCAGAAUGAGCAAAGUUUCUCUCUGCGCUUAGAUUUUUAGAUCCUCAGUGUCCCCUACACUUUAUUUACGAGAACGUAUUUAUUCAUUUAUUUUUAUUUUUUCCGGACGCCUUUUAUUUAAACUUUUAAGAACACUUUUAUAUUAUUUUUAUUGUGAUUAUAUUUGUAAGUUUUGUAAUUCAAUAUUGAUUAAUAUACUCCUCUUGUUCAUUUA
This is a messenger RNA of Cylas formicarius (sweet potato weevil), 6309 nucleotides long. RefSeq names its product protein mini spindles (gene msps). NCBI's taxonomy places the organism in Eukaryota, Metazoa, Arthropoda, Insecta, Coleoptera, Brentidae. The record is from RefSeq and is a predicted model, not a curated record. Gene Ontology annotation, biological process: establishment or maintenance of microtubule cytoskeleton polarity; centrosome duplication; mitotic spindle organization. The transcript has 26 exons. Gene Ontology annotation, cellular component: spindle pole; kinetochore; microtubule plus-end. Gene Ontology annotation, molecular function: microtubule plus-end binding; microtubule plus end polymerase activity. The coding region runs from base 354 to 6104 and encodes 1916 amino acids.